Aspergillus homomorphus CBS 101889 is the source of this 934-nucleotide messenger RNA. Its product is annotated as acyl-CoA thioesterase. The record is from RefSeq and is a predicted model, not a curated record. The transcript has 4 exons. Gene Ontology annotation, molecular function: fatty acyl-CoA hydrolase activity. The annotation marks the transcript as partial. Gene Ontology annotation, biological process: acyl-CoA metabolic process. NCBI's taxonomy places the organism in Eukaryota, Fungi, Ascomycota, Eurotiomycetes, Eurotiales, Aspergillaceae. Gene Ontology annotation, cellular component: mitochondrion.
AUGUUCGGUCUCAGUACGCGACGGUCCGCCGUGGGCCGGUCGAAAUGCCUCUCCAGCACCACUUCUACUACUUCUGCUACUUCUACUACUACUACACCCCUCCAGCACCGUAUAACACAACACCGCCCUGGACAGUCCCUGCUCGCGUAUCGCGACUUCCACCCCAGCCGCACAAAGACCGCCUUCCGUCCGACCUGGAUGCCCAUGCGCGUCAAGACGCCGUGGAUCGAUGCUCUGAACGAGAGUCGCGAGGCCGCGAAAUCGAGCCAGGAGGGGCGUGCUUCUUCCACACCCGACUCCUCGUCGGCGGCGGGACCAGAUCUGACGCCCAAGCGGAUGGCCGAUAGUCACUACAAAGCUGUCAGCCACCCUUAUCACCCACCACGGAGUAUCCUACCCCUAGCCCAGGACAAGUGGCUGCUAGACACAUACCUCAAUGCGUCGGGCCAUAUCAGACUCGGAUCCCUGCUCAUGGAUCUGGACGCACUAGCCGGCGUCAUCGCCUACAGACACACCGGCGACUCCGUGACGACAGUGACCGCGGCCGUGGACCGCAUCACCAUCGAGCACCCGCUGAUGGAGAUCUGCGACCUCGAGCUCAGCGGCCAGGUCACCUACGCAACGGGCCGCUCGAGUAUGGAGGUGUCGCUGCAGGUGGCUAAGGCGCCGCCGGCGGGCGAGGAAGCGAAGCCGGAGGAUGUUCUGAUUACCUGCGCGUUCACGAUGGUGUCGCUGAGCCCUGUUACCAAGAAACCCGUCCCCGUGGCACCACUCCUAGUCGAAACGCCCGAAGAGCGCCUCCUCUUCAAAAAAGGCGAAGAGAACUACCAAGCCAAGAAGGCAUUGCGAUCCCGCAGUCUACUCGAGAAGGCGCCGGACGAGCGCGAGAGUCAACUGAUCCACGAUAUGUGGACGAAACAGAUGUCGUAUAUCC